Molecule: messenger RNA, 4873 nt
Organism: Hemibagrus wyckioides
Lineage: Eukaryota; Metazoa; Chordata; Actinopteri; Siluriformes; Bagridae
Gene: epha3
Product: eph receptor A3
Exons: 18
Coding region: 122-3037 (971 amino acids)
Biological process (GO): protein phosphorylation; axon guidance; cell surface receptor protein tyrosine kinase signaling pathway
Cellular component (GO): neuron projection; plasma membrane
Molecular function (GO): transmembrane-ephrin receptor activity; protein binding; ATP binding
Source: RefSeq, a predicted model, not a curated record
UCAAACUUGACAUCAGCGCUCGCGCCGAGAAUGGUAACUGGCUCAGCGGCGGAGAGCUCACUCGCGUCGGUGGCAAGCUUCAUGGAGUUAUGUACCUUUCCUUGCCCGCUCAACUGCCGUCAUGGGUUGCACGCGCUUCCUAACCCUCCUGCUCCUUCUCUUCAUGCUCGUUUCCUGCGCCGAAUUCAUCGUUUAUCCGUCCAAUGAAGUUAACCUGUUGGAUUCCAAAGCAAGCCAAGGGGAGCUGGGAUGGAUAUCAUAUCCACCACAUGGGUGGGAAGAGAUCAGUGGGGUGGAUGAACACUACACACCGAUUCGGACCUUCCAGGUGUGUAAUGUGAUGGAGUACAGCCAGAACAACUGGCUGAGAACCAACUGGAUCCCUCGGAGCUCUGCCCAGAAGAUCUACGUGGAGCUCAAAUUCACUCUCAGAGACUGCAACAGUAUCCCACUGGUGCUGGGAACCUGCAAAGAAACUUUCAACUUGCACUACCUGGAAACAGACGAGGACCAGGGCAGUAAGUUCCGUGAGCACCAGUUCUCGAAAAUAGACACCAUUGCAGCCGAUGAGAGCUUCACUCAGAUGGACCUGGGGGACCGCAUUCUAAAACUCAACACAGAAGUGCGAGAAGUAGGUCCAGUGACUAAGAAAGGCUUUUACCUGGCCUUCCAGGAUGUGGGGGCUUGCGUGGCCCUGGUGUCAGUGCGGGUGUACUUUAAGAAGUGCCCUUUUACAGUACGGAACCUGGCCAUGUUUCCUGACACGGUUCCCAUGGACACUCAGUCAUUAGUGGAGGUGAAGGGCUCCUGCGUCAACAAUUCCAAGGAAGAGGAUCCUCCCAAAAUGUACUGUAGCACUGAGGGAGAAUGGCUGGUACCCAUUGGGAAAUGUUUGUGUAACAUCGGGUUUGAGGACCGGGGAGUCACCUGCCAAGCAUGCCGGCCUGGCUUCUACAAGGCUUCGUCUGGGAAUAUGAAGUGUUCAAAGUGUCCUCCACACAGUUACACCCACAAGGAUGGGGCUGUGCACUGCAGCUGUGAGAAGAACUACUUCCGUGCGGAUGGAGACCCUGUGUCAAUGGCCUGCACCCGUCCCCCCUCUGCUCCGCGGAACGUGAUCUCAGUAAUCAACGAGACGUCAGUCAUCCUUGACUGGAGCUGGCCAGAAGACACAGGUGGCAGGAAGGACUUAAUGUUUAAAGUAGUGUGUAAGCGGUGUUUGGAUGGGACUAAACAAUGCGAGCCUUGCAGAGGGGCUGUGCGUUUCCUGCCCCGUUCAUCAGGCCUCACGAACACCACAGUGACUGUGGCUGACUUGCUGGCACACACCAACUAUACAUUUGAGAUUGAGGCAGAGAAUGGAGUUUCCUCUCUGGCCCCUGCGAUGCGCCAGUACGCCAGCGUCACUAUAACUACCAACCAAGCAGCUCCAUCCCAGGUCACAAUCAUCAGGAAAGACAGAACAUCCCGAAACAGCAUCUCACUGUCCUGGCUGGAGCCAGAAAGACCCAAUGGUAUUAUCUUGGACUACGAGGUCAAGUACUAUGAGAAGCAAGAACAAGAGACCAGCUAUACCAUCCUGAGAUGCAAGGGCACUAAUGUGACUCUGAAUGGACUGAAACCUGAUACCAGAUACCUGCUGCAGAUUAGAGCACGUACCGCUGCGGGUUAUGGCAGCAGCAGCCGCAAGUUUGAGUUCGAGACCAGCCCAGACUCUUUCUCAAUCUCCAGUGAGAAUAGUCAGGUUGUGCUAAUUGCCAUUGCAUCAGCUGUGGCAAUCAUCCUCCUCACCGUGGUGCUUUACGUUGUGAUUAGCAGGUGCUGUGGCUACAGCAAAUCCAAACAUCCAGACAAAAAGAGACUUCACUUUGGUAAUGGUCACUUGCGACUGCCUGGUAUUAGGACCUACGUGGAUCCCCACACUUAUGAGGACCCAAGUCAGGCAGUGCACGAAUUCGCCAAGGAGUUAGAUGCUUCUUGCAUCGCCAUUGACAAAGUAGUGGGUGCAGGGGAAUUUGGGGAGGUGUGUAGUGGACGUCUGAAACUGCCUUCUAAGAAAGAGAUCUGUGUGGCCAUCAAGACCCUGAAAGCAGGAUAUACGGAGACACAGAGGAGAGAUUUCUUGAGUGAGGCUAGCAUCAUGGGACAAUUUGAUCACCCCAACAUUAUCAGACUGGAAGGAGUGGUCACUCGAAGUAAGCCAGUAAUGAUUGUGACGGAGUACAUGGAGAAUGGUUCCUUAGACAGCUUCCUUCGAAAACAUGAUGCUCAGUUCACAGUGAUUCAGCUGGUAGGAAUGCUGCGUGGUAUUGUGUCAGGUAUGAAAUACCUCUCAGACAUGGGCUAUGUGCACAGAGAUCUCGCUGCUCGCAACAUCUUGGUCAACAGCAACCUGGUGUGCAAGGUAUCCGACUUCGGCUUGUCCAGAGUGCUCGAGGAUGAUCCAGAGGCAGCCUACACAACAAGAGGUGGCAAAAUCCCAAUCAGGUGGACAGCACCAGAAGCUAUCACUUAUCGCAAGUUCACUUCAGCCAGUGAUGUGUGGAGCUACGGCAUUGUGCUGUGGGAAGUCCUGUCCUAUGGAGAGAGGCCUUACUGGGAGAUGUCCAAUCAGGAUGUGAUCAAAGCAGUGGACGAAGGCUACCGUCUUCCCCCACCAAUGGACUGCCCCGCCCCCUUAUACCAGCUAAUGCUGGACUGCUGGCAGAAAGACAGAAACAACCGGCCCAAGUUUGAGCAGAUUGUCAGCAUCCUGGACAAGCUUAUACGUAACCCAGGCAGUCUGAAGAUCACAGCCAGCACCGCCUCCAGGCCGGUCAAUCAGCUCCGUACCAGCACAGACAUCACCUCAUUCAGCACUGUGGGUCACUGGCUGGAAAGUGCAAGGACUCUACCCUGUAAAGAGGCCUUCAGUGGAGUCAGCUACAGCUCUUGUGAUACACUACCCAAGACCUCUGCAGAAAUCUGCCUGGCUGAGGUCAGGCCUGCAGCCACUUGUCCUGAGUGGGAGCCAUCCAUGGGAAUUACGACUCUUUAGGCCUUACAGUGUGGACGGGACUUCAAGAAGGUUGGCGUAACGUUUGUUGGACCUCAGAAGAAGAUUGUGAGCAGUAUCAAAGCACUUGAAACACACUCAAAAAAUGGCCCAGUUCCUGUCUAAAAAGUGAAUGAAAAAAAAUACUACAUAAAAGGAUGGACAAAACAAAGAGAAAUUCAGGAGACCGAUGCUGCUUUUGGUUUUAAAAGACAGAAAUUAUGAAUAUGAAAAAAAAGCAUAAACAACAAUGUUAGCAUAUCAGGGCACAGGAAAGCAACACUCCUGGAGAAUGGCUGUUGUUCCAGCAUCCAAUCACGUUGCUCAGGCAGAAAGUGUGCCUCAUGGCCUGUUAAUGGUUUGCUUUAUGCAAUAAAGAAGAAUAAAAAGCAGGUGGGCUUCUCUGCAAAAACUAAGCUCUGGGGCAGGACUCUAGGCUCCCAUAAGUGCUCCACAGAUCAGCAGAGCACUGUAUGAAGAGCAAGAUGGAGCUAUCAGGAACUUGGAAGUGUCUCCUCUGUGCAGAUACAACUAACAGCUCUUAACACAUGACAAGAGGGUAAUAAAAUGCAAAAACUUUGUAAUGCAGCCACCCUUUUGGAGAAAGAACUCAAGCUUAAGGCCUGUUCCAUCCACACACCUCACUGGUUUUCUGUCCUGUUGGAUGGGGAAUGUCUUAGCUAGUUGAAGAGAAACACCCCUGCCAAUACAUAAGAGAUGCCUUUAAUUUCAAGAUUUCACUAGAGAACCAGAGAGCUGGGGAAUGGAUUCUAGUAAACUACAGUGCAAUUGGCCAUGAAACCAGGAAUGUCCAGUAAAGGCGAAUUGUUAUUUCAGUCAUUUUUUCUGUGGAUGUGACACACUGACCAGAAUAUAUGAUUAACUAUUACAGAAUUAAAAUAUGGAUCAACAAUAAGAUACUAUGUAUGUACUCUUUUAUUGCGCUCUUUAUGCCACUUAAAGCAGACACUUUAUUUUUGGUGUUGAAAAACCUGUAACAGGACAAUUGCAUUAACCAAAAGAGAAUAUGUGAAUUUGUGAACUACUUGAAAAAAUUUGAUUCCUAGAUGUAUAUCUAUAAUCUGGCUUCCUUCUGAGCAGCAUUCAGAGAUCAAUCAGAGAAGUGUUUUGGAAUGUGGUCAAAAGUGUUAGUAACAUCUGUAUCCGUCCGGUAAGAUCUUAGAGAGAGAAGGUCAGAGAACAUAAGUGUAGAAGGUCAUUGGAAGUGUUAGAUAUGACAGGAAUGAAGGACCUCAUUGAGGAACAAAGUGUAUAAUUUCCUGCUGUGAAAUUUCAUAAACCUUCAAACGGCACUAAUAUAUUUGAGGGAAAGUACUUUAGGGACAUUGUCAAGUAAUACGUCCCUACUGCAAAAGCUCAGGAUGCACAGCCCUCAUUCAAUUUUAGGAUGCAAAAGAGAGAACAGAAGUAAACACCAUGCAACCGACUACUUCAGACUAAUGUUCUGUACCAUUUGAUCAUCAGUUUUUGGCUGCAUACAGAAGUAGAAAUGAUCUGAUAGGGAAGAGAAUGCAUAAUGCUUAAAAAGGGUUCAUUAAUGUGUCUUGACAUGGUUUAUUCAGAUCAUGAAUUAUCUAGAUAAAAUACAGUGACUUUCUCAAAAAUGAUGGAAACAUUUAGCUCUUCCUUUUCAACCCUUCAAUCUGCCUGUAAAUGUUGCUGCUCCCUCAGCUCUCAGCAUGUACAUAUGUAAACACACCCUGUAAUAACAGCAAUGGUAAACGCACCCGGCCAUCCUUUUGUACAAAUGUUUGUAUGUAUAAAAGAAUGAAAGAAAAUCUGUUCAAACUUUAAAAAAAAAAAAAAAAAAAAGCAAAA